AUGCCCACCCCCGCCGACCCGCUCAUUCUAGAACCAUACUCCCUCUACAUCCUCCUCUUCGGCCGCGGCGAAGCUUACCGAUUCCAUUGGGGUUUAUUUCUCACCGCCGCCCAUCCCACAUCAUCAACAGCAGAAGGACAAGAAAACAACCCAGGCGAAGAAGCAUCAACAACAACUACAACAACAACUACUACCACUCCAACAAACCCCACAGGCACCCUCUUCGAACUCACAAACCCAAACCCAUCCAACGAAAAGCUCUGGACCUACAGAACCACCCUUCUCACCAGCUUCACAAACAGACACAACCCGCUCUGCGCCCUGAAGAUCUCCAACGUGGAGCCGCUCCUCCAAGCGGACUUCCAUGCCCUCCUGGCCACGAUCCCCGUCAUCCCAUAUUCCCAGCGCUUUGGCGAGGAGACGUCGUGCCGUGUGUGGCUGAAGGAGGCGCUGUACGAACUUGACCAGAGCGGCUUUAUCCAGCUUGUCCGGCCGGUUGAGGAAAUUGAGAUGGAGGUGCAGCAGAUGGGGAUGAUGUGUUGGUAUUCUAGGGCUGAGUGGGCGGAAGGGAGGGCGAGUUUGGUGGUGGAGAGGGUGGCGAGGAAAGCCCCACGCUCAUAA
Molecule: messenger RNA, 621 nt
Organism: Histoplasma capsulatum G186AR
Lineage: Eukaryota; Fungi; Ascomycota; Eurotiomycetes; Onygenales; Ajellomycetaceae
Exons: 2
Coding region: 1-621 (206 amino acids)
Source: RefSeq, a predicted model, not a curated record